AACUCUUGGUGUAGGCAGCAGUAAGGUCGACGGCCCUCCGAGGAGGUAUCUCUCUCUGUUCCCCUCCCUGUAUUCAUUUUUUUUUCAUUCAGGUGGACGCUCUGCAUCUCCACUGUCAGGAUGUCUCCAUCCACAUCCCCCCGGUUCUUCACAGAGAGGGAGGUGGCCCGCCACUGCACCAAGGAGUCCUGCUGGGUGCUGCUGGGGACCAGGGUUUACGACGUGACCGCUUUCUUGCGGAUGCACCCGGGAGGGGAAGCUCUGAUACUUCGCAAGUCGGGUAAGGAUGUGAGCCAGGAGAUGGAGGGACCCCCGCACCGGCACUCAGAGAACGCCCGGCGGUGGAUGGAGCAGUACUACAUCGGGGAUCUGGACAGAGACAGAGACAGAGACAGCGAUGAGGCACAGACUCUGAGAGAGAGGAGGAAGACCAUUGAAGAGACAGCAGGGAAGAUGGCAGAAAAGAUGACAGAGGUGGACUCCCCGUACAACCGCCUCAGCUCUGUGGACCUGGACAAGGAUUUGGUGGACUGGAGGAAACCCCUGGCAUGGCAGGUAGGCCACCUCAGAGAGAAGUAUGACGAAUGGGUUCACCAGCCGGUCGACAGGCCUAUUAGACUGUUUGGAAACCCUUUCCUGGAGGCCAGCACCAAGACUUCCUGGUACUGGGUACCAGUGGUGUGGCUUCCUAUUGUGUUUUAUCUCAGUUGGUAUUGUUACACCUCGCUGGCAAAGGGCACCACCAGCCUACCUCUCACUUCAGACUUCUACAUCCCGAUACAUAAGUACACUUUCCCACUGCUCUUUUUGACGGGCUGGUUCUUGUGGUCAUUCGUCGAGUACUGCAUCCAUCGCUUUGUCUUUCAUAUGAAACCGCCGGCUCAUAACUACUACCUCAUCAUGCUACACUUUCUCCUGCACGGACAGCACCACAAGUCUCCGUUUGAUGGUUCCCGGCUGGUCUUUCCACCCGGGCUGGCCUCCCUGGUGAUAGGAAGUUUCUACAUGAUCCUCAACCGCUUGCUUCCAGAGAUCCUCGGUGUAUCCGUGUUUGUCGGAGGACUGUGUGGCUAUGUUGUAUACGACAUGAUCCAUUAUUACCUUCACUACGGUUCUCCAAAGAGAGGCUCGUACAUGUACAGCUUGAAGGCCUACCACGUCAAACACCACUUUGAGCACCAGAGAGCAGGUUUUGGAAUCACCUCCACUUUCUGGGAUCACCCCUUCAACACAGUCAUCCCUGAUGAGAAAUUCUAACUCAGAACCGGCUCUUCUGCAGGGCCACAGAACUUAUCAACCCCCAUACUUAGCAAGCAGCCCCCAUGCUUAAAACCACCGUAACCACCUACUGUUAAGUCUCUGCAGCCAUAGCUUCCACAUCCAUAGAGGAAGAUGCACUUCUGAAGUCUCCUGGACCUCUGCAACUUAUCUGCCUGCACACGCCCAUCCUGCUUUCUGAUUCCAGCCGGUGUCACAUGCUUUUCUUGUGCUCGAUCAUCUGGAUUUGGAUCAAGCCACAUGGUUUCGUCAGUUUUUAAGGCAUUUUUUAUUACCAAAUUAUUAACCAAAUUACAUUUAUCAGUCCUGCCUUGACCUGUCUAGUCAUCACCCAAUCGCCAGUCAGAACAUCAUAAUGUGCAGCUGGGAGGAGAGAAAGAGAGGGACACACACAUGCAUGCAAAGACACAUGACACAAUAACAAAAUAAUAAGGUUUCAUUUGAAGGAUUAUAUGAAGUCCUUCAUAUGUAUUGAAUACUGUAGAGUUCAUUCAGAAUUAUACUGAAGAAACUCAAAAAAUAGUCAGACUAUUCCUGCGAUUUAAACAUUGUCCGCUAGAAUACGACAUGAUUACACACACACACACACACACACACACACACUCACACACUGUUAGCUUCCCUCAGAGUGUGAGAGAGGAUACAGGAAGUGACAGAUGGUAGGUGAAUGUUGAAGAUGGUGAAGGAGGGGGAAGAAAGAGUGAUAGUACUGUGUGAUAAAGAGACAGAGAUCUCCCAGACUGUUUCAUCUCACCAAGUAAACAAACUCAGGAAAAAAAAAAAAUCUUAAACCUUCCUCCUCACUAUCUGCUGUUCUAAUAUUCUACAUCACAGCUUUCAGGUUUUCACCGUUAUCCUCUAAUCUACUCAGCUACACUGCUGCAUGCUGCGGGUUUAUAACAGUCGACAGAAGUUCCCUCCUCCAUGUUUGGCCUCAAUUCAGUUUUUGGAACAGUUGUGAACAGAAAACAUGCACCGUUUGGUUCCAGAUAUUUGAACAUGCUGAGAUUAAUUUGGCAGUUUAGAUUAAUUAAUUAUCAACCAAGCUGGAGAAGUGAGAUUAUACUAUAGAGUGCUAAUGCAAUGCGCUGUUAAUGUCAUGUAAAGCAGAGUUCUGAAUGUUUGAAACCACUGUGGAGAUAUAUUUUUACAAGUCUGUUGUAAUAAUUCCUCCGUUUUCUUUCUUUUUGUCAUUAAUGAUACAGCAAAGAUGUAAAAAACUAUUUUGUAAGAUGCUUUGUACAGAAGAGGAGAUUCUUUAAUUGCACCAGCUUUACAUUGUCAGCAGACUUUUUCUUUUUGGUUAGAUGACAGUGAACGCAUGGGUGGAUGGAUGUGCUGCAGAUGCAUUUAAAUACAAAGAAAGAUUGAUGGUUGAGUGUUGUCGCAGUGCCAGGGGGACAUAGCUGAAGGCAUGAAGUCAGCCUGUCAGACUUCCUGCUGUGAGGAUCUCGGGGUCAAAGGUCACAGAGUCAGUCAACUGACAACAUUUGUUUGACCGUUUUAUCUAGAAAUGUUUAAUUUCAAGAUAAACUAAGCUCUCAGUACAGACAUUUCAUGGUGAUUUUUAACCGGUUAGUUGUGACACCCAAACUAUAUUUGGGUGUCACGAAAUGACCCUGCAGAUCCCCGCAGGAUGACGUUGAACAAUCUGACUGGACAGCAGGAUGUCUUCAUAGUGUCUGACGGAUCCUCAAGAUGCCUCCUCUAAACACUCGACAACACCGUUGACAACAAAAGCAGAACAAACUUAAUCAAUGCUGCUAGACUUUAUUACUAGCAGCAUUUUUUUUCUAGUUUGAAUAAUGUCUCCCACUCACAUAAUAUAUAUGUACAUACAUUCUUAUAUAUGUAAAAUAACAUGCAGAAUCUGUUUUCAGAGGCUUUUUUGAAUGAGAGAAAAAAUCAGUUAUGCUUGCAUUUGCAUUCAUUGAACGUGUUCACUGCAGCACUAAUAAUGAAGUUUUUCAUGUAAAUCUUUAAUUUGAAAGGGCUCUGACACCAAAACACUGUUUCUUAGAAGAAUCAUGAAUUUGAUAUGAUGACUGUGUAACUCAAAGAGUACAGAAAGAACCAAAAAAUAUAUAUUUUUGACGUUUUUAACAAUGAGGGAGAGAAUGAUGGACAUAAUGAUAAUGGUGAUGAUGAUGAUGAUGAGUGUCAUAAUACUGAUUGUGAUGGCUGCAUGGAAAAGUGAAAUGACUCCACCUGUUGGAAUGAAUUACACACAGAUCUUAUUUAUGUAUAUUUAUAUGAUAAAAAUGAAUACAGCUUGUAAGCUUUGAUUCUGACAAGCGAACUUUUACCUGUGCUAAAUUAUGCAACAUAAAAUAUCUCGUAAAUCUGUUUACUAUAAUAUCUUAUCACUAUUAUUUUGCAAUUUUAAAUAUCUAUGCAAAUGCAAACGUAUUUGUAAAUAAAUACCUGUAUAUUUCUGA
Molecule: messenger RNA, 3716 nt
Organism: Scomber scombrus (Atlantic mackerel)
Lineage: Eukaryota; Metazoa; Chordata; Actinopteri; Scombriformes; Scombridae
Product: fatty acid 2-hydroxylase-like
Exons: 7
Coding region: 121-1257 (378 amino acids)
Biological process (GO): fatty acid metabolic process; lipid biosynthetic process
Cellular component (GO): endoplasmic reticulum; membrane
Molecular function (GO): fatty acid 2-hydroxylase activity; iron ion binding; heme binding
Source: RefSeq, a predicted model, not a curated record